This is a messenger RNA of Bactrocera oleae (olive fruit fly), 7739 nucleotides long. RefSeq names its product boule homolog, RNA binding protein (gene bol). Gene Ontology annotation, biological process: positive regulation of translational initiation; 3'-UTR-mediated mRNA stabilization. Lineage: Eukaryota; Metazoa; Arthropoda; Insecta; Diptera; Tephritidae. Gene Ontology annotation, cellular component: cytoplasm. Gene Ontology annotation, molecular function: translation activator activity; mRNA 3'-UTR binding. The record is from RefSeq and is a predicted model, not a curated record.
CUUGGUUGCUGGCUGCGUGUAUGCUCUCACCCGAUUGAGUCGUUGUUCUACUGUCGAUUGCAACACUUCUGUGCCAGUUUGUUGUUAGUUAUUAUUUUGCCUUAGCUUUAGUAGCCAAAAGUAAUAUAUACAACAUAUAUAAAAAAAUAUACAAAAUACCAAAUAAAAAGUGAAAUAAGAAAAGUACGGAAAUACAAAAUGUGGCAAAGAAAAUCACAUUUAUUACAUACGAUUAUUUUUGUUUUGCAAUUCAACAGUCAAAUUGUGACCGUUAAAGAUAACAAUAACAACAAGCAAAACUCAAUCGAAAGAAAUUAACUGAAUUGUUCAAGGCGCUCCGCUUUUAUAACGAAACAAAGUGAGAUUCAGUGGUUUCGUCCGUUUCGCGUGUGUGACACUGUGCUUUUAGCCAACUUUUUGGUCACCAGGCGAUCGACGUCUAUCUUACGGAUACAUUUCACAAGAAUUUGUAAUAAAGGAGAUCAUUGAUUCAAUUUGGUGUUUUGUGAAAAAUAAACUGGCUUUUCAUUAACCCAGGACAAAUACAAAAAAUAUUCAAAGGAAAGCGUCAAUCGCACUCUCCAGCGUCGAAAAAGCUCAAAGCAGCCAUAAGCCUUGGCCCACGUACUUAAAAGAGUAUAUAGUCGCAUAGUCAAAUAAAUAGCGCAAAAUCAUUUAUUAAAAAAAGCAAUUUAUAGCGAAUAAACUGCGUGUGAUUUUACUGGUUGUCGCACUCUAGAUAUUAGUGUAUACUAAAAGUAAAAACCAUAAGAGAAAAAAAACAACAAGAAACCACAAGCCAUACGUAUAAAUACAUAGGAUAUUCUGAGCCCAGUGGUAGUGAUUAAAAACCGUCAAAAUUCUUCCCUUUGCAAAUUUUAAAAUACAACCACAGCCAAUGCACAAGAUGGCAGCACCGACCGGAGCAGCGCCGACGGCGGCACUUGAGGCCCCACUGUCCGCCCCAAAGUAUGGCACGCUUAUACCAAACAGAAUUUUCGUUGGCGGCAUAAGUGGCGACACAACGGAGUCGGAUUUGUGCCGUGUCUUUUCCGCUUAUGGCAAUGUCAAGUCUACCAAGAUCAUCGUGGAUCGUGCUGGAGUCAGCAAGGGUUAUGGUUUCGUCACUUUCGAGACAGAACAAGAGGCUCAAAGGCUGCAAACGGAUGGUGAAUGUGUCGUGCUAAGGGAUCGAAAACUGAAUAUAGCUCCAGCUAUCAAGAAACAAUCGAUCGUUGCAACGAAUGGUGCUGUCUACUAUACAACAACACCACCGGCCCCAAUUAGCAAUAUGCCCAUUGAUCAAUUCGCCGCCACGGUUUAUCCGCCAGUUACUGAUUUUACAGCAGCUGGCGUGCCAACAAUUUACCCACCUUCAAUGCAAUAUCAACCAUUUUAUCAAUACUAUAGUGUGCCAAUGGUCAGUGCGGCGAAUGUUCCCACCAUUUGGCCACAGAAUUAUCAAGGUAUUUACCCAUGUUAAUUUUGAGGGUACUAACGACAGCAUCCAUACCCACAACUAUGAUCACACGACUACAAUAAACAACAACAACAAGAACAACAGCAACAUUGAUGCUACUACAUUUUAUGCGUAUAAAUAUUUGCAAUGAUGAAUAUUUAAUGUUUUUUGGUGACAACCAAACAAAUUCACAAAUUGUAAGAGACACAACAACAAAGACACAACUUUAUAACAAUAGCUUCCUUUACAACUACUACAACUACAACAAUAUCUACGAGUUCGAAAACCGAGAAAUUAUGAGAAGAAGAAAAUAAAUAAAAAAGCGACAUAAAACAAUAAUUUAUUUGCGACAAGAAGAAAUUGUUCGCUUUUUAAAACACAAAAAAAAUUAAGACGGAGAGAGUGCAGAAUGUUAUACCGUUACACCGAUCAAUGCAUAGAUGGUAGGACACUAAAAAGUGCACUAGCAGCGGCAAAAAGGCGAUAAGAGUGAAAAAUAGUCGAUGCGAUCAGGUCCAGGCGAGGAUGUUUUCUAACCAUAGUUAAAGGCUGCUUUAGUCAUUAAAUAAUUCAACGUAAAACAUGGACUGAAUUCGGGGCCGCCGUUUAUUUAGAGAAUGAUUUAAAAUACGCGCACAUACACAUAAAUGCAUACAUAACAAAACAUACACUACUUUAAAGUACCACACAAACUCUUAUUUUAUUUGUGUACAUUAACAUGAAAACGUACAGCUUAGACAUAGAAAAGUAUUGGUAAUUGAAAAUUAUUGAGAGUUGUAUGAACAGGAAGGCGAACGUAAUAGAACGGCGAUGGCAAGAAAUACUAAAUUUUAAACCCAGUGAAACUAAGUAGUCUUACGUAAUGCUACAAAUCGUAUGUAUGUAUAUGGAAAGAUAUUUAACUGCUACGUAUAGCGCCAGUAAUUGUUUAUUGUUUUCGAAAACAAUGUACGUAUAUGUUAAUAUUUUCGAAUUUCGAAAGUAUACAAAUACCAAAACGGUUUUACCGUACCAUAACGAAUCGUAGUUAGUUAUAGAAAGCAGAGAAAGACAAGUUGGCAUGUUUGUAGUUUGUAGUAGAAAAUAUGAAGGAAUGGUGAAUAUAUGAAUUAUUAGAACAAACAAAGAAAACGAAACUUGUUAUAAUGCGAAGCAACAACAAAAACCUAAAUUAUAACAUAAUAAGAAAAAAAUAUAUAUUAUUUAUUGAUUUCAAUUAUUACUAUAAUAAAUAUUAUACACAACUUAUAUUAUUAAUAUAAUAUACUUAUAUAAAAUAUAUAUCUAUAUAUAUAUAUAUAUAUAUAUAUACAUUAGACAAAUUAUAUUUAAAGAAUUUAAAAUAAGAUACGACGAAUUAAAAACACCGGCUGGGCCUGUGAACCGGCAAAACCAAAAGCUGAACAUUUAAAAAAUUACAAAAUACAGAACACAAAAAAAAAUUCAAAAUAUAUAUAUAUAUUAGUAUAACUUUUAUUGGUAUAAGACAUGAAUUAUAUAGUAGAAGAGUCAGUCUUAAACACAAGCAACACAAAACGAUAUUGAACUUAAAACAGGAUUCGAAACUGUAACAAAAACAAAAAUAACUUAGAACAUCAUAAACUAGUAUUUAAAGAAAACAAUAAACAAACAAAUAUUAAAUAACUAAAAUAUUAAAAAAAGAUUAGUUCUUCUCGAAAAUCUUACAUUGUCUUAAGUAAUAAAUUAUAGUAUGAGAAAAACAAUAAAUUCGAAGAAAACUAAGUUAUACCGUAUUCAUACGUAUAAGCAUAUAGGCAAAGAAUCUGAGUAGAAUUAUACACACAAUAUUACAAAGUAAAAAGAAAAACUAAAACAAAUAAAUAUUAAAUUAAAGCAAAAGUACAUAUACAUAAAUAUACAUAUACAAUACAUAUUUUAAGUGAGCAAAAUACACGUAUAUAAAUAUUGAUAUUGAUAAUAUUAUAAUUAUUAAAAUAAUAUACAACGCAUAUUCAAAUAUUGAUAGACGAUAACCCAUGAAUGUAGAAUGAUAAACAAGUACAUACUAAAAAUAUUGGAAAAAAAAUGCAAAUAAAAAUAAAUGUAAAAGCAAAUGUAGGUAUAAACGCCACAACAAACAAACAAAAUAAGCAAUAUAAGCAUAUUGGAUGUGAAAUAAUAAAUAACAAAAGCUAAUUGAAAAUGCAAUAAUCGAUUAAAAUUCUAUUGUUAAGCAUUUAAAAAAAUAAUAUUAAUAACAGAAUUGUGUAGCAACUAAUUGAGUAGUUCGGUCGCCGAUAACUCAUUACCAAACCAUGCAAUAUGAUUUCUAAAAUUCUAUGUAAAACAAUUUAUAAAAAAGACAAUAUAAGCAAAUAAAUGCUCACUAAUAUUUGAACAAGAAGUCAACAGAAGACCACCUAAAAGUGAAAAGCCCUUCCGAAACGAGCGCUUAAUUGUUUGCAAACCAAAAAUAUCAGACGAAAGUGAAAUAAUAGCAAAAAAAAUUUGUAACUUAAAGUAAUGAUUUACAACUUCCUACGGCAAUAAUUUGCAAACUAAUUUAUGUCAAUCCGUAGAGCUUUUGUUUUUAUAAUAACAUAAAAUUUUCGAGAUGUAUUGUGUGCGCGGCCAACACACACACACAGAAACAUUGAUAUUGAUAUCAUUUAAAUUGUAGGAAUUGAUCGUAAAUUGAAAGUCAUUUAGUUUAUAAGAAUGUUUUUUGUCUUAUUAAUUAUAUAUUUUUUUAAAAUCAUUACAACCAGUAGCAUCGCAUAUUUAUGCACAAACAAAUGUAAAGAAUUAUUCACUCAAACUGAAAAGACUCGGGCGUGUUUAUGUUACAACUGCAUAAAAAAACUAUGAAGUAAAUUUUUUUUUUUAAUUUUUGUUGUGUUGAAAUAUUUUGCUUAAUUUGAGUUCUAUUUAUAAAUUUCUGUACCUACAAUUCUUUUUAAAUUAAUUUUAUAAAACAUAUAUUGUUCUUCAAACUCCUAAGAUAUAUUAGCUAUACCAUUUGUUGAAUUCCGAUAAAGAACACAUUUAAUAUUAUUUCGAAAAAAAAAAUUAUAUUUAGAAAUCUCAGAAAAUAUUUAAUAUGAACAAGCGAAUGCUAUGCAUAGAUGUAGCGUAAACAAUUCCUCAAAAACACAUAUAAAGUAUCCUAUGUGCCAGAACUGUAAUAACUAUGACUUUCAAAAAAACAUAUGUAAUUAAAAUGAAUGUAUUAAUUGACAAUAAAUGUCAAAGCGAACAAAUUUCCUUUUUUUCCCCAAAUGUCAAAUUAAUGCUCUUAGAAUGAGUCGAGGUAAAAAGUACUGAGCGACCGAAUUUCCACUUUGCGAUUUUCACUCUCAUGUCAAUUAUCAAGUUUAGCACUGGAAAAUGGUUCAUUAACCUUAGACCGUCAUUUGAUUAAUAAAAAUAAGCGUGGUUUAAAAGCCACUAAAGAAGCAAAGCCAAAUCUUCAGAAUCUUUCUACUAUCAAAACAAAAUUCAUUCGACUGAUAAGCCGAUGCAGAACGACAAUUCGUCAAAUUAGCGAAACCCAAAGCUAGACCUUGAUAUUUGAUCUUCGCUGAGGAUCGAAAACGCCACUCAUAGUAACCAUAAGAGAGAUAAUACGUACUUAAAUAGCAUUCAAAUGCAACAACUACUUUAGAGAACUAAUCCCAUGCUUAACUAUAGUCCAUUAAAUUGUCGUCGUUUGCCAAGCGUUAAAACAUAAGUUCUAAAUAAAGUUAGCAGUUUUAAAUUCCCACAACAGUACAUUUGAAAUCAAUUCCUGGCAGUUCUGGUACAUGUACCAUUUACAUUAAUUCCUUUUGAUUCAUUUUUGGAAUUGCAAAUGAAUGAACUUUACUGCUGUUAUUUUAUUAUAUACAAGUAUAGUUAUGAUUUAUUUCUGAUUUAAUUUUUUUUUAUUUAUGAUUAUUUUUCUUUUUUACAUUCCAUUAUUUAAUUUUUUUUAUGCAUUGGAGUGUUAGAGGCCAUUGCUCAUUGUCAUUAUUGCAAUAUACCACAAAUACAUAAACAUACAUACACAUUAUAAUUUGUAAGUAAGUUUUUUCCAUGUCGUGAAUUUAAAACGCAUACAGCAAACAUUUACGUAGAAACUUAACUAGCGAAGAUUUCAAAGUGCAAUUGUGGUAGGUAAGCAAUGCGGCUACAUAAUAUCAAAUGCUUAAUGAUUAAUAAAUCAGAGGUUUCAAAAUACCUGUGGCGUACCUAAAGGCGUUUAAAUAAAAUCAAAAUCAUGCUUCAUUAAAGAUCAUCGAUCGUUCUCAUUGACGAAAACUCGAAAACCCGAAAUCGUGCUGGUGUUAAACACUCCAAUGUUAUAUGUAUGUAUUUGAAUAUGUUUACCCAUUAAAAGAAAAUAUGAAAUUGCAAUGAAUGACAUUUUAAGCAAUUUAGUUGUUGAAGAAGUCUAUUGUUAAAUUAUGCUUGUUAUAUGCAUAUACACACGUACAUAAUGUAUCUAUUUUAAAUAAGAUGUGGCAAUUAAAUGUAAACCCAAAAACCGAAAGAACAUAAAUAUUUUGUGAGAAAAUGCGUGAUCAUCAUCAUAUAGAAAAAAUUUAUAACAAUUACAAAAAAAAUUAAAUUAAAUUAAAUAAAGUAAAAGGAAAAACUAUUUAUAAACGAAUAAGUAAAUCAAAGCAAUAAAUACAGAAAGUCUUAGUCUUAGUUUACACUUUAGCAGAAAAGGUUGUAGUGACAAGUGCAAAACGAAGCAAAGAAACAAACGUUUAGACAGCGCUAAAGAAAUUAUAAACUGAAGUUCAAAUGACGGCAAUUGACAUUGAUUUGAUAUGUUUGUUGUUGUAUUAUGUAAUUGACAUGCGUGUGCAUACAUAAUAAAUUCUCUUAACUCAAAAUAUGCGCCUGCGCCUGCGCAUUUUUCUGCAACGAAAGGUCAUUGAUAAUCGAAUUGAAAAUUUAGUUAGAGAAAGAGAGAGAGAGCAAUAAUAAAAAUAGAAUUGUGUAAAACAUAAGCAUCACAUUACCGUUAAUUAUAUACAUAUGUAGCUCCAUAAAUGGAGAGCCUGCAUAAAUAAUCGGUUUUGAGAGUAACAAAACAAACUGGCGAUGCGAAAAUUAUAGAAAAUUCGUGAUAUUUUUAAAAGCAAAAAUAAUUUAGACUAUAUAAAACCAAAUAUUGCUGAGAAAACUAUUUGCAAAGCAGGUUUAGAUAAACUCAUUAUUGUCGCAGCUGUGCAUUUUUCGUAAGCUAUUUAAAAAACAUAAACAAAGAAAUGCGAAAAUAAGCGAACAAACGAACAUUUGCUUGCUUAUAGUAGAACUUACACACACAUACACACUCACACACUCAAACAUAAGUUGUAAUGCGGCGCAGCCGUUUGCUUUUGUAAGUCAAAUUUGUAAUUCAUGCCAAUUAGCAGGCAAACGCUGAAGCUAUUUACACGUACAACAAACUUAUACACACGAACAUGCAAAGCAAAUUAGAAAAAAAACCGAAGAAAUUUUGCCCAACGCGCCAAGUUUUUCUAUUUUGCUUUUCUGUUUCUAUUUGGUCGGAAGUAAAUUCCUGGUGCAACAAAUAAUUUAUAUACAUACAUAUGCUACAACAACUUACAUACUUACGUAAUUGCACAACUGUACAUGCAAAUGCAUACAUGAAGAACAUACGUAGUGCGAAAAUGAAUAUGAAUAAUAAAAUACUGAAAUACUGAAGAAAAACGAUAUUGAAAAUAAAGAAAAAAAAUCAAUAAACAUAAUUAUUAACUUGUAUAAACAUACAUAUGUAAACGUACAUACAUAUAUUAUAUAUACAUAAGCAUCUAUGGUAUUGCAAAAAAAUAAACACAGACAAGAGAUGAAAUUAGAUACAUUUAUCAAAAGCAAAAAGCUAAGCAAAAACACCUAUCUUAUCCUUCCUGUUGACUUUAGCCGUAUACAAGUAACAAACAAACAUACAUACAUGCAUACAAUACGAAGAACGUAAUUCUCAACAAAAAUAAAGUAAUAUGAAAUUUAUAAAUUAUAACCCUACUGAAAUUAUCUACUGUUACCUAGACUACUCUGUACUAUGUAGUUAAUAAUUGAUAAUUUAUUAAUACCAUAGAUUAAUAUUAUUUACGAUAGAAUUAACAAAGAAGCAACUAAGAAAGAAGACUUCUAAGUGACUUAACACACAAAACUCAUAAGCGACAUGCACGUUAGAAAAAUCAGUAAAAAAUAAAAACAAAAAAACAUGAGAUAAAAUAAAAUUAAAUAAAAAAAAUCUGAAUGGAGAGAGAGACAUUCAAGCGAAUAAAAAAGAUUUCUCUUUUUGCACAUGAGGUACAAUGUA